Messenger RNA from Schizosaccharomyces octosporus yFS286, 1774 nucleotides. RefSeq names its product nucleoporin Nup61. Gene Ontology annotation, biological process: intracellular transport. The record is from RefSeq and is a predicted model, not a curated record. Bases 123 to 1670 code for a protein of 515 amino acids. Gene Ontology annotation, cellular component: nuclear pore. Lineage: Eukaryota; Fungi; Ascomycota; Schizosaccharomycetes; Schizosaccharomycetales; Schizosaccharomycetaceae. The transcript has 2 exons.
AUCAAUCUUUUUGAUAUCUUUUACUAUUAUAAGUAUUUGUUCAAUUUAGUGAGACUUCAUCUUAUCCGUUAUAUGAGUGUGUGCACCAAGUGAGAGUUUGACCUUUGCCAAAUCGAAAGAAAAUGUCGAAACGCGGUGCUGAUCAUCAACUUACAAAGGAUCAAGACGAAUCCGAUGAUGAUCGUAGUGGUUCUGUUGAAUUAGCAACCGAAGCACCAGCCGAUGUCAUCGCUUCUAGAAAAAUUGCUAAGCCCAAAACAAGGAAGCGUCCUGCUGGAAUAUCACAGCCGGGAGGACUUUUUUCAGGACUAGCAAAAGCAGAUCCUGCUAAACCUGUUGCCUCCCCUUUUACCUUUGAAAAGCCAACGAACAUGGUUUCUUCGACUGAUAAAUAUGAAACAUUAUUGAAGAAACGAGGUUUGAAUAAGGCAUUUUUGGAUAGUGUACAGAAAAGUAUAGAAAAUGAUCCAUUUGGAAAUCUUUCAAUUUUGAUGGACGAAUAUAAGAAACAUCUUGAGUCCAUUGAGAGUUCUGUAUUGGAUUCAAGCAGGACACAAAAUGACACAUCUAAAUCCGCUUCAGAGGCAGAGUCCGUGAAAACUACUCAAAUAGACUCUGGCAAGAGCUUAAACGAUAAUGAAGUCGCACCCAAAAAUAUUUCAGCAAAGCCAUCUGGAUCUACUUUGCCUGUUCCAGGUGCUCCACGUUUUGGAUUUUCUGCACCUGAUCUAAGCAAGUCUUUUCAGUUUAACCCAUCGUCACUUACACCUACGGGUCCUUUGGCCGCCUUCAAUAAGGAAAUUACCAAGCCAAAUGAAGAGAAAAGCUCGACUUUUGGAUCCGAAACUCAGACCAAGACUCCCUUCUCUUUUGGUCAAAAGUCAUCUUUCAACCCGACUUUUUCCUUCCAAAAAACUUCACAAGAACAAGGUGAAAAGAAGCCUAGCAAUGAUUCAAACAACGAGAACAAAGAAGAAGAUACUACUCAAAAGAAAGGAUUUAAUUUUUCAUGGGAUCCCAGUAAACCUAUUAAAUUUGAAGCUCCCGAAAAGAAGUUUACCUUCACAAACCCCUUGUCAGCUAAAAAGCCAGCUCCGACUCCCGAAGUUAAGCCACCCAACGCUGCAUCAAUUGGCUUCUCUUUUGGUACCAAUCCUAAUCCAUUCUCAUUUGCAGCCAAGCCUCCUGCUAGCGUAAAUAAUGAAGGAACGACGGAUGACAAGAAUGAAGAAGAGCAAACGGAGGCUGCUGAUGAGGAUAAAGAAGAGGAUAAGAAAGAUGAUGAAAAGCAAGACAAUUCUUUAGCCGCCAGUAAAGGUCAAGGAGAAGAAAAUGAAGACAGUAUUUUUGAAACGAGAGCCAAGCUUUAUCGUUUUAAUCCUACCACAAAGUCUUACGCGGACAUUGGUCUCGGCCCCCUUAGAUUAAAUGUCGAUAGAACCACCAAUGCUGCCAGACUUCUUGCCCGUGUCGAUGGUAAUGGUAAACUUCUUUUGAACGUUCGUUUAUGUAAAGACUUUGAAUAUAAAUUAGCUGGAGAGAAAGCGUUGACUGUUCCGGCGGCUUCUGAUGAUGGAAAAGGGCUGGUAACUUAUUUGAUUCGCGUUAAGGAAAAAGGCACGGCUGAACAGUUACUUAAGAAUUUGAACGAAAGGAAGGCUACUUUAUAAAUUUAGUCUGACAGAGAAUGUAGUUGUCGGUUUCAUUAAAGUUAGACAAUGCUUUGACUUUGGUUUGUAAAUUAGAGUAUUGAUUCACUUACUUACUGGAUGGG